UUUUUUUUUCCUCUCGAGGGGAGGGGCGGGGGGAAGGUAAACCACCCACCGCUCCUCCCGACGUCCUGAGGCUGCGGCUGUAUCGCUAAUGAAGAGCUCAAUUUAGCCAGUGACGUGCCUUCGAGCCGAACCGUGCGCUCUGACUGGCUGAGCGCGCCGCUGACAUCACGUCGUCCGGCCGUUGAUUUGCCGCUGUCUCUGAGGCUCCGGGGCGAGAGGCUCGACCAUGGGCUCCUGCACUUAGCCACAGACGGAGCUAGCGCCGCAGAGAGAGAGAGCAAGAGAAAGAACGAGAGCGAGUAGACAGAGUGGGCGAAGGGGGGCUGCUUUUGGGAGCUCGCUCGACGCAGCAGCCGGCACAGCCAAUGCAGCCUAUGGUACUAUGGAAACUAAACCUCUGACCAAUGGAAAUAAUGAAGGCUACAAUGUGGCAGGUUCCUGAAGGGCAUGAACGCCUCGUCUGCGGCCAGCGCUGUUCUGAUCUGGAGCCAGUGCUGGUGACAGGGACAUGGGCCUCUUCCUCAGGGCUUCCAGCACGCUCAGCACAAGCGACGACCUGGUCCACAGCACCACUGAAAGGGACGCCAGGGCGGCGCCAACACAGGCCCAGCACGCAGCGGAACAUUGGGAGACGAGCGAAACUAUGAGAGGUCUGGAGGCUGAGGACGGCAACUCCGUGCCAGGGGGUGACGGCCUCAGCAAGUCCGAGAGGCGGGAGCAUGUUGAGCCCGACGGGGACGAGAACUGCUGCGACGAUAAGAGCGAAACAAAGCGCCAAAUGCCCGGACAGAGCGCGAAGCGGCCCAAGUCUAACGCAAAGUUAAAGUUAGUUCGGAGCCUGGCCAUUUGUGAAGAACCCUCUCCUCCCCCAAUUACCUCUGAACCACCGCCAGAACAUCAGGAUGAGAUUCAAAUCAAGCUCUCUCAAUCCUUCGACAAAGAGGACACUCCAGCCGGGAAAAUCGAGGAUGACCGAGAGAAAAGUGCAGACAGGCUGGAGAAAUUGGAGAGCAUGCAACGGAAGAUGCUGUCAAGAGAUUCCAGUCAGGAAUACACCGACUCCACCGGCAUCGAUCUGCACGAGUUCUUGGUUAACACACUGAAAAACAACCCCAGGGACAGGAUGAUGCUGCUGAAGCUGGAACAGGACCUCCUCGAUUUCAUCAGUAACAACGAGAGCCAGAGAAGAAAGUUUCCUCCCAUGACCUCCUACCACAGAAUGCUCCUGCACCGAGUAGCUGCUUACUUUGGCUUAGACCACAACGUCGACCAAACUGGAAAGUGCGUGAUCAUCAAUAAAACCAGCAAUACGAGAAUACCAGAUCAGAGGUUCUCCGAACACAUCAAAGAUGACAAGACAGACGAUUUCCAGAAGCGGUACAUUUUAAAAAGAGACAACUCCAGCAUGGACAAAGAUGAUAACUUGAUGCGAAUGAGGUUAAAGGACGACAGGAGGAGUAAAUCAAUAGAAGAACGUGAGGAGGAGUAUCAGCGGGCGAGAGAGAGAAUAUUCGCUGACGGUCUGGACGGGUUCCCGCUUGAUAAAAGGAUCCACGAGGACGACGCUUGCAACACCACUCAGCAGAGGCGGCAGAUCUUCAGGUUGAAACAUGGCCGCUCGGGGAACGGGACCAGCCGCCAGAGCAGCUCGGAGACCGAGGCGCGUUCCUCUGAGCCGCGGCCGUGGAGCAGCACCGACUCGGACAGCUCUAACCGCAACCUGAAGCCGGCCAUGACCAAGGCGAGCAGCUUCAGCGGCAUCUCGCUGCUCAUCCGAGGAGACAGCUCCAGCAGCGGCAAGAGCGCAUCGCGCCUCUCCAAAACCGGUUCUGACUCUUCUAGUAGCGUAGGUUCAUCUACAGGCUCGCUCUCCCGCUCUCUGCCUCCCCCUCCUAUGGCCCCGUCCCUAAUUCAGCCGGGCCACGCUGCGCCCUUGGCCUAUCCGACCGUCAGCGCUAGUAGCGGUGUGUCCUGCGACGCCGGCAGGAGCGCCCCGACAACCGCGACUAACACUAGCUACUAUUUGCUUCCCCUGGAAGCGGCUGGAAUUCCGCCCGGGAGCAUCCUGCUCAACCCACACACAGGUCAACCCUUUGUGAACCAGGAAGGCAGUACCGUAGUCUACAGCCCUAACGUGGCUCCUCAGGCUUCCAGGCUCCAGCAACCUUUGCCUCCUCCUCCUCCACCUCCACCACCUCUACCUCCCGGUCCCCACCAGCAUCAAUCCACCAAUCACGUCAUGUCCCAGCCUCUCUGGUCCGUCCAGCCCUCCGCUCAGCCUGUGCAGUACUCGGCGGUGUCUUAUCCACCACAGCUCCUCUCCAUCUCCCCUAACCAACAGUACACUGUGCAAGACAACCUGAGCGCCCAGUUCAGCCACAUGAGCCUGGCGCGGCAGGCGUCAGGUGAUGCCCGCGAUGCCCACACUGCCAUGUUUCCGUCCUCCGUGGUGCUCCAGGCUCCUCCUCCUCCCCCUCAGCAGGCCGGCUACAUGGUGCCCACACCCGGGCAGAGCAUGCCAACCCCAUCCUACUCCACUCCUGCGCCAGGCUCGGUGCCCGUCAGCCAGCCGGUGAUGCAGCAGCAGGGCUACAUGCAGCAGCCUAUGCAGCAGAUGCAGUGUUACUGUGCACCAGGCCAGUACCCUCUCUCUGGCCAGCAGUAUCGGCCAGUUGGCACGGUGCAGUACAAUACCCCUCAGAGCCAGCCGAUGCCUCCUCCUCCUCCUCCUCCCGCUCCUACCCAACAGCCAGGUUACCAAACUGUGAUGCCAAAUCAGCAGCCGAGCUACCAGAGCGUGGUGCAGCAGCAGCAGCAGCAGCCGCCGAGUCAAAUCCUGGUCAGUGGCCAACAUAGCAAUAUGGGAAAUCAAAUGCAAGGCAUGAUGGUCCAGUAUCCCUCAAUGCCAUCUUAUCAGGUAUCCAUGCCCCAAGGAUCCCAGCAGACAUAUCAGCAGCCAGUCAUUAUUCCGAGCCAGUCGAGCCAUGCUUCCAGCAUUCAGGUCUACUACAGUGUUAUUCCACCAAAUCAACAGAACGCCAUGAGCUCCACAGUGGGAUUCCUACCCCCUCCGGGCACGGAGCAGAUGCCGUUCCCUCGCACGUCCUCCCCCUGCAGUUCCCAACAGAUUCCCUCCCAGCAGUGCUCAGGCGUUCCUCCUCCUCCUCCUCCAGGAAGUGGCAUGGUGAUGAUGCAGCUCACGUUACCUCCAGGCCAGCAGCCGCGGCCGCACUCGCCUCCGCAGUGGAAACACAACAAGUACCACAGUCUGGACCAUCAACGCAGCCAGAAAUCCACCGGCGUCUGCACUCUGGACGCAUCCCAAAGCAACACGCAGCUUGGCAGCCCGUCCACAUCCCCGGCACAGUCUCCCGCUCCUUCCCACCUGACCAACGUCAAGAACGUCCGCCCCGGCCUCACUUCGCUUCCCAUCAUGCCUCAGUUCUCCAGACCCGUUGUCCAGGGGCAGGGUGAUGCGCGGUACCCUCUCCUCGGUCAGCCUCUUCAGUACAACCCUCAGAUUCGUCCUCCUUUGCUCCACGCUCCAUCCAUGGUCACUAAUCACCAAGGCCCCGUGGGAAUUCGGCACAGCGGUCGAGGCAGGAAGGGGCCCAGGAAGGCUCUCUCGACAGAUCUCAGUUGAGUGGGCAAGUCCAGGUGGUGAUGGAUCUGCUCGACGGCAUCAGCCAUGCACCUGCAGGGGACUCUGUGGCUCUCUGAGCGGGCGUUCGUGCCUGGCCUGCUUUUCCUCUUCUUUUUGUUCAUACUUGUCCUCUGAGCAAUCCUACACCAUCUUGUCCACGGUGCCCUCCAGACACUGCGUCGCAGGGGGGCAACAUGCCACACUGCCCGGCCUCGCCCCCCUCAGCAGAAGACAAGCGGAGCGAGCCAACUCUCAGUGAGAGUGUUACCUGUAACUGACCCCUACCAUGACCCUUACAGCACCAGCACAUUCUCUUUCUUUCUUUCUUUCUUUCUUUCUUUCUUUCUUUCUAUCACCCACUUUUCCUUCUAUUUUUCUGUUUUUAUGGUGAUGUUUUGAUUCUUGAGUUAUAGAUACUCACAGAGGGUAUUUUGAGAAAAGGAAGAAAAAAAAAGUCAGGUCACGUAUAUAACGCCAUUUAUAUCUAUUUGACUUGGAACUCAUCAAAAUGCAACGUUUUAUUAUUUCUUUUCUUGUUUUUUUAAUUA
Messenger RNA from Silurus meridionalis, 4191 nucleotides. RefSeq names its product R3H domain-containing protein 1-like. The record is from RefSeq and is a predicted model, not a curated record. Lineage: Eukaryota; Metazoa; Chordata; Actinopteri; Siluriformes; Siluridae. Gene Ontology annotation, molecular function: nucleic acid binding.